Leptomonas pyrrhocoris is the source of this 2046-nucleotide messenger RNA. Its product is annotated as ATPase-like protein. The record is from RefSeq and is a predicted model, not a curated record. Gene Ontology annotation, biological process: reciprocal meiotic recombination; meiotic recombination checkpoint signaling. The transcript has a single exon. Gene Ontology annotation, cellular component: nucleus; chromosome. NCBI's taxonomy places the organism in Eukaryota, Euglenozoa, Kinetoplastea, Trypanosomatida, Trypanosomatidae. Bases 322 to 2046 code for a protein of 574 amino acids. Gene Ontology annotation, molecular function: ATP binding; ATP hydrolysis activity.
AGACACCACAGCUUUCACAGAACACGUUAUUAUUUUGCUUGCUUCUGCUGCUGGUUUCUCUUGAUGCGCAAAGCGCUGCACACGAAAGGAACCAUAUCAACCAUAAAUUUCAUUUCUCAGAGGUGUUUUACACCUGCACACGCGAAUAGAAAUAUAUAUAUAUACUGAGAAAGAGAGACAAUAGAUCACGCGUACAUUUCUUCUCCUACAACUAAGCCGGCAAGAAAUUUCAAUUGUAAUCGACACAGAAGGCACACGACACAUUUUUUUAACCCCCCCCCGCCCCUUCUCCUCUCUGGUCACCCAAACUAUACGUCGCACAUGACAACCUCCAAGUUUCUCGUGGUGGUGGAGGUGAACACAACGGCAAAUCGAUCGGAGUGGGCCGAGCUGAGCACUCUCGCACGAUCGUACGUACGCGUGCAGGCGAGUCGACGCCUUGCGCACGGCCACCGCCCUCCUUUCUUGCCUGGAGCGUUCGUUUCCCUCACCGAAGCACCGUCCUUGCUCACUGAAACCAUUUUCUCAUUGCGCGUGUGUGACGUGUCUUUUCCGCUCGAGUGCACCUGGGCGGACGUGGACGACGUGGACUUUCGCAUGCGGCUCUAUCAACUGGUAGAGGGUGAUGCAACGCGAUCGAAUGGAGAACAGAGUACGGCCGCAACAGCUGCAGCUGGUCCAGUGUGGAGUGCAACAGGUAAAACGUACGCUCUCUCGGGCGACCAUGACGAAGAAGACACUCCCGCCUUUACUGUCACACCGCUGCCGCACGCUUCUCUCGAAGGCCAGUGGGAAUCGCUGUACUACGGAGAUAGCGAGGAGGCUUCCAUCCUCUUCAAGCGGGACAUCGUGAGUUACGUGGACACGGCCAUGCGGUUUGCACGUGCGGGCGUCAACCCUCAUUUAAUCUCCUGGAAUCGUCUUGUCCUUUUCUACGGCCCACCAGGCACAGGCAAGACAUCUCUUUGCCGCGCUCUGGCCCAAAAGCUGGCGAUCCGCUUCUCGCACAGCGGCUACCCCCGCGCCUGUCUGUUGGACAUCAACGCACACAGUCUCUUCAGCCGCUGGUUCAGCGAGAGUGGGAAGCAGGUGCUGCAGUUAUUUGAGCACAUUCAAUGCAUUGCAGAUGACUCUGACUGUCUUGUGUGCUGCGUAAUGGAUGAGGUGGAGAGCUUAGCGGCGGCGCGGGCAUCUGCCAUGAAAGGCAACGAGCCGUCCGACUCAAUUCGAGUUGUCAACGCGUUGCUCACGCAGAUCGAUCGCCUGCAGCGCCGGGAGAACAUCUUGGUGCUCUCCACGAGCAACCUGACGGACGCGAUUGAUGAGGCGCUGCUGGACAGGGCGGACAAGCGCGUUUACGUCGGACCACCAGGGCUGCACGCGAGAAGCGUACUUUUGCAAAGCAGUGUGCAGGAGCUGCUGGAGAAGGGGCUGGUAGCGGUCCCGGCCGCGGACGACGGUGGCGCGACUUCCACGAGGAUAGGUGUCGACCUCGAAUUAAAGAACUCGGUGAGCGAAGCUAACGGGAUGGGCACAAAAAUAUCCGGUAGCAGCGCAGAGGACGGUAGAGGUGUUCACCUAUCAGCGGCAGAUGCUCACCCGGAAGAGAGUAGUGACUCAGAGAUGCAGAACGAAGAAGCCUGCGGUGCCGUUUUAUCCGCGAGCGCGGCGAUGCCGUCGCACAUGUGCGAGCGUGAUGGCCAAACGGACGUCUACGCGUCCCUUAUUGCCAAUUCAGCGAGCUCUAUCAACGAGGCUAAGCCGAUUGCGUCAUCGCGGCAACAUAUUCCGGACUGCCCUCGUCCGCGGUACACCGUCACGACACUGCUGCGCCAUGUUGCAAUGGCCAGCGAGGGGUUGAACGGUCGAACGCUGAAGAAACUGCCGUUCCUCGCCUAUGGUAAGUGCGUCUGCUCAGGUGCUGGUCAUGCCGAGCUCACGGCGAACUCGUCGGCGGUAGGUCUUGCCGCGUUCUUGGAAGCCUUAUUUGAAGCCGCGCGUCAGGCGGCAGCUGAGGCGCCAUCAAAGCAGAUGACGAGCGAAUGA